This is a messenger RNA of Lodderomyces theae, 1077 nucleotides long. Its product is annotated as zinc-binding alcohol dehydrogenase family protein. Gene Ontology annotation, molecular function: oxidoreductase activity, acting on NAD(P)H. Bases 1 to 1077 code for a protein of 358 amino acids. The record is from RefSeq and is a predicted model, not a curated record. Lineage: Eukaryota; Fungi; Ascomycota; Pichiomycetes; Serinales; Debaryomycetaceae. The transcript has a single exon.
AUGAAAGCAGCUGUGUUUACCGGAUCCAAAGAAUCUCCAUUCGAGAUUAAGGAAGUUCCAACUCCUGAAAUUUCUGACAACGAAAUCCUCAUCAAAUCCAAAUCGUUUGCAGUGAACCCUACUGAUUGGAAACAUCUUGAAUUUGGCGUCAGUCAGCCAGGUUAUAUCUUGGGUAGUGAUGUUAGUGGAGUUGUUGAGAAAGUUGGUUCCAAGGUUGACAAUUUCAAAGUUGGUGAUUACGUCAGCUCAUUCAUUGUUGGUAACUCGUCAUCCAGAAAUGGAGCAUGGGCUGAAUAUGUUGCUGCUAAUCCAUUGGGAACUGUCAAGUACCCCAAAUUGGUUGAAGACCCAAGCAAGACUGAGUCGGGACCAAUUACUACUUUUGAAGGAGCAGCUAGUACUACUUUGGGAUUGGUCACUGUUGGCUACUCAUUUGCUUACUCGUUGCAGAUUCCACAGAAUUUUGUUGAAGGAGAUUUCAUCUUGAUUUGGGGCGGAGCUACAGCAACUGGUAUCUUGGCUAUUCAAUUGGCUAAAGCCAUUUAUGGAUUGAGGGUCGUUGCUACUGCAUCUCCCAAGAACCAUGAAUACCUCAAGUCAUUAGGUGCAGAAUAUGUAUUUGACUACAAUGAUGACAGAGUAGUUGACCGCAUCAAGGAAGUUGUUGGAGGAACAUUGAAGUUUGGGUUUGAUACAAUUGCAACUCCGGAAACUUUCCAAAAAGUGUAUGAUUCCACUGCAAACACAGAAGUGUCAAUUUUCCUCGACUCGACAUUAUCCCAAAACGGGUCCACCAUCAAAUUAGAUGAAAAGAGAGAUAACUACAAGAUCCACUGGGGCGAAACAUUGGCUUAUCUUGCAAUUACGAAAGUCAAGUUCUUUGGUAAGGAGUUACAUCAACCAGAGGAUUUAUUGAAGGAUUACACCCCUUGGUGGGUUGAUGUUUUGCCAAAGUAUAUUGGUGAGUUGAAACAUGCCAGUUUGACUGUCUUGCCCAAAGGAUUGGAAAGCUCUGGUGAAGCUUUGAAAUUGUCUAAAGAAGGUGUUUCUAAUACCAAGGUUGUCUUUGAUGUAUAG